Vollenhovia emeryi is the source of this 1635-nucleotide messenger RNA. RefSeq names its product zinc finger protein 809-like. Gene Ontology annotation, biological process: regulation of transcription by RNA polymerase II. Lineage: Eukaryota; Metazoa; Arthropoda; Insecta; Hymenoptera; Formicidae. The record is from RefSeq and is a predicted model, not a curated record. The transcript has a single exon. Bases 1092 to 1481 code for a protein of 129 amino acids. Gene Ontology annotation, molecular function: DNA-binding transcription factor activity, RNA polymerase II-specific; RNA polymerase II cis-regulatory region sequence-specific DNA binding.
AAAUUCAUUGUUAAGUCGCGCGUGUAAUUGUUACGUAAAAAGAUUUGCGAAAUUGUACGUCGAAAACUCGCUACUUCAUAGUAGGAGCCUGUCACAUGACAGAAGAGUUUCUUCUAACAUUACACCGCAUAUAGACUGCAAGCGAAUGUCGUGCCACAUCGACCGAUCUACAAGGCCUAAUAUCGGUUUGCGGCUUUCAGAGUUUGGAAUCGAAAUCUUUUAUAUCACGUCUAAACGAAUAAUAAUUAGAAAAAUGUAUAUACUGGAUAGCAGAAGUGCGUACUGUUCGUAAUCUCGAGGUUCAAUUAUAAAUUUAGGCUGCGUUCCGUUAUUCACCGCCAGUACUAAAAAUCUAUAACUUACGUCACGUAUACUAUACAUAUUCAAUACUGGCAGUGGAUGUCGGAACGCAGCCUUAGACGCCAGACAAAGUGAUAAAUAUAAAGGAAUAGAAUCAAUUAUCUCUGUUAUAGAAAAGAUGUUCAGCGACUGUUAUCUCCUUUAGGAUACAAAUAAAUGUUACAAUAGAUGAAAUAUAUAUUGUGUAACAGGGAAAUUUUUAUUGGGCUAUUACGACUCUUGUAACAUUUAUUGUAAUUAUAUAUUUAUUAUUGUAACAUUUGAAAAACAACUUGGAAAUUAGAUCACAUUGUAAUUAUCUUUAGAAAUCAUGAAGAAAUGUGUUGCGCUAAUUGAAACAUAUUUUGCAAAGUAUUUAGAAAAAUCGGCGGACAAAAUUAUAUGCUCGUUUAUUUUAACCUUAUCGCAUCUUACGCGUAAACUUUUAUACUUUAUGUUCACGAUAUCAAAUUUUAUAUCGCAUUAAUAGACAUUAGGGGAUAAUUAUUUAAUGCUCUGCCUUUGUCUGCAUUUAGGUUUUCAACACAAUUUGUUCUCCCUGCAUUGUUAAACUCGAAGAUAUUCUCAGAAGGGAUCUUCUCGAUGUGCGUUCACCUCUCGAGGGAACAACCUCGAAGGAAACUCACAUCGAGAUUCCAGCAGAAUUUACCCGCCCGAGUACCGAUAAUUUGGAGACAACGGAAAAGUCGCGGGUCGUCAACGAAAUUUCAAAUUUUCCACCUGGGGAAACCAUGGUGACCGACGCCGAGGUCAAGGGAAGCGUCGAUUCUAUCGGUGCAGAAAAUAAAGCCGGUACCAACGAUUCGGAAGCUCGCGUAAAUACGGAAAAUGUCAGGAAGAGACAGUUAACGUGCGAGUUCUGUGAAAAGGCGUUCAGUCACGCGGGGGACCUCAACAAGCACAGGAGGAAGCACACUGGCGAGCAACCUUACGCGUGUACUACGUGCGAACGGAGGUUCAAGACGUCGUCCAAUCUAGCCAGGCAUCAACAGACACAUCUCGGGAUUAAGCCGUUCCGCUGCGAGAUUUGCGGAUGCGCUUUCACCCGAAAAGUCAAACUUUCCGCCCAUUUAGUAGCAAAACAUGACGGAGCUUCGAAACCUAAUCAGUCGUUGACGUAACAUUACGUAGUAUAAAUUAUAGAGCGCUUUAAUACAAAAGUAACAGUAAUAGGCUGCAAUUAAACACGAGUCAAUAGAAAUAAAAUUGCGAAAGAAAAGAAAGAUAGAAUAUAGUGGUAUUUAACUUCAACAUCAUUGAAAUUUAAGGCACAAC